AUGGACGACAAACAGUAAUGUACUUAUUGAAAUUUUAUUCGAUUAUUUUGAUUUUACUCAAAAAAUCAGUGUCGUUCCUAUGGAACGAUUACUUCAUAACUGCCAUCUCUAUAUAACAGUAUCAUCGCCAUUUAAAGUUAUUUGGUAUAAUACAUGUCUCCUAACUAUUUUCCGAUUAAUUACGCGUCAUUUGGUACAUAACUGUUUGUUGUUUUUACUACGAUAUUAUCAUGGUUAAUAGAUCUUUCUGUUUUUAAAUUGUGA
Molecule: messenger RNA, 264 nt
Organism: Diabrotica balteata
Lineage: Eukaryota; Metazoa; Arthropoda; Insecta; Coleoptera; Chrysomelidae
Source: the annotation of a GenBank genome assembly